UGACAUUUUAAAGUUAACAACAUAUCAUGCCAGUUGUUCUUUUAUUGAAACUGUUAUUAAGAAAAAACAAUUGAUAUAUUGUAUAAAAAUGCCCGUUUUAAAAAUUUUCACUAACGUACCUAAAUCGCAAGUUACUAAAGAUUUUAUGGCUAAGGUAAUUCCAGUUCUUGUAGAUGGAGUCAAAAAGGAAGCUGAAAAAUUCACCUGCAUGGUUCAAAGUGACUGCCUACUGUCAAUAGACGGUGACUCAACAUUACCUGCAGCAACUGCUUCUCUGGAAUCUAUUGGCCACUUGGGGCCGGAAGAAAACAAACGAAUAGCUAAAUUACUGUCGGCAGUUAUGCAAAGUGAACUCGGCGUGAAACCUGGAAGAUUCCUUCUCACGUUCUACGAUCUCGAGCCUCACAACAUUGCAAAAAAAGGCACCACUAUUGCAACUCUUGAAUUUUGAAAUCAAAUUAGCGAAAAAUACAUGGAAAUACCUAUGGCCUUUUGUUUUA
Molecule: messenger RNA, 500 nt
Organism: Maniola jurtina (meadow brown)
Lineage: Eukaryota; Metazoa; Arthropoda; Insecta; Lepidoptera; Nymphalidae
Product: D-dopachrome decarboxylase-like
Exons: 3
Coding region: 89-451 (120 amino acids)
Molecular function (GO): phenylpyruvate tautomerase activity
Source: RefSeq, a predicted model, not a curated record